Messenger RNA from Fonsecaea nubica, 573 nucleotides. RefSeq lists its product as hypothetical. The record is from RefSeq and is a predicted model, not a curated record. Bases 1 to 573 code for a protein of 190 amino acids. NCBI's taxonomy places the organism in Eukaryota, Fungi, Ascomycota, Eurotiomycetes, Chaetothyriales, Herpotrichiellaceae. The transcript has a single exon.
AUGGGUCGCGCGGUCAAGCACGCCAAUACCGAGGUGAUAAUCAACAAACCGAUCCAAGAAGUCUGGGAUUUUGUCACCGCUCCCUACAAUUGGGCUUUCAAACUGAAAUUGCAAGCAUGGAGAAUGCAUGGUGCCGGUGGUGAGAAGGAUACACAGUCUGUUUCCCGCACCAUGAAGUUAGGAGAGCGAUUCUUUGAGUACGCAUAUGAAGAGGGCAAGUUUGAUCUCGUCGGCGAAUGGGAAAUUACCAAGUGCGAACCACCCUACGUUUACGGCUUCAAGACGCUCAGGUGGUACGGCCCUCAGCUCGAUACUGGCGUUGACGCAACCUACACGCUUACAAAGAUCGACGAAAAUACCACCAAGUGGAAUCGAGACCGUGAUACCUAUACUCAGGAGGGCAAGUCUGAAGUUGAAUUUCUUGAGGAGGAAGAUAGACUGGAGACGAUGUACCAGACAGCUGUCAAGAACUACCUUGAGACUGGGAAAACCGGCUAUCCUCAACAGGUACCCUUUGACCUGCACCCAGAAGGAUACCUCAAGACACUCAAGGUGACUGAGUGCGUAUAUUAA